CCGGAAUAUUUCCACGCUGGCCCAAGUGUCGCUGCAAGGCCCUUGUCAACUCCCGCUACUGCUGCUGCUACUCCAAGCGCUUUCUUUCUCUUUUCCCGCUGAUAUUGUGCUGUGCCAGGGAUGCGGAUCAUCGUGUGAUUCUGGUGCGCCUCUCAUGUGAAACGCGAUGGCUACUGGUGUGCGACCAGCGCUGUUUCCGACCACAUUGCGACUGCUUGUGCUAGGUUUGUCGUGGUGUGCUUCAGCUCACAGAUGGGAAAGAGGAAGUCUCAUCCAGUCGCCUGCUAACAAAGAGCAACCAUUUGCUUCAAUCCUCUACACGGCGGUAAUCCGCGGAAAAGUGGCGCUGCCGUGCGACAUUACGCCACCGUCCGCUGACGACGCCGUCGCCCUAGUGUUGUGGUACAAGGACGAAGGCCCUGCGCCCAUCUACACGUUGGACGCCCGGCGAGGCCACUUGGACCAAGCCAGGCAGUCCGCCGUUAGUGAGCUGGGAACAAGAGCCUACUUCAACAUGAUGAACCGGCCGGCCUUUCUGCAACUGGACCCAGUGGAAGAAGACGACGCUGGAGAAUACCGCUGCCGGGUAGACUUCCGUAAGGCACGGUCUGUCAACACCGUCAUCAAUCUCAAAGUCAUUGUGCCACCGGGAGAGCCAUUUAUCCAGGACGAGAACGGCAAGCAACUUCAAGGGCUCGUGGGACCUUUCAAUGAAGGCGACCCUCUCACUCUGUCCUGCCAAGUCGACAUAGGGAAGCCACGGCCGGCUGUCACAUGGUGGAAGGACUACACGCUAUUGGACGAGUCCUACUUCUUUUCUCCGGACGGUUCAUUGGUGAAGAACAAGCUGGAAAUCAGCGCCCUCACCCGAAACGAUUUGCUCGCAAUCCUCACCUGUCAAGCAGCCAACAACAACAUCACUGUUCCGGCCUCUAGCUCCGUCACCCUCGACCUUAACCUCAAACCGUUGGACGUAACGAUACAGCCCCCGGAGCGGCCUCUCUCGGCCAACAAGGAAGUCGAGCUGGUGUGCACGUCGAGCGGAUCCCGACCUCAAGCCUCCCUCACCUGGUGGAAGAACGGUCAGCAGAUACGGUCGGUGCGUGAGGACGACAGCAAGGGUGGUCUCAGUACCAGCACAUCAGUGCUGCUAUUUACACCCACAGUCGACGACAAUAACCGUAUUUUGUCUUGCCGCGCGGAAAACAAAGCCAUCCCAGGGAGUGCUCUUGAAGAAGGGUGGAAGCUGGAGGUCUAUUAUGCUCCAAUAGUGACACUUCAGCUUGGCAGCAAUCUCAGAGACACGGAGAUUCAGGAGGGCAGAGACGUGUAUCUUGACUGCAAGAUUGUCGCCAAUCCUUACACCACUGACGUGGGAUGGCUAUUCGACGGACGGGAACUCGUAUCAAACUCCACGCUGGGUAUCAUCGUUAGUACACAGAGCCUAGUGCUUCAGCGGGUACAGCGUUGGCAACGUGGCCGCUACGCGUGCUCAGCCACCAACAAGGAAGGUCGAGGAGUGAGCAAGGACCUGUACCUCCGCGUGAAAUACGCUCCCGUGUGCAAAUCCGAACAGAAGUUGGUGUAUGGAGUGUCAAAGCAGGAGUCUGUAUCUGUGCGGUGCGACCUGGACGCCGACCCUGCGGACGUGUCCUUCCGUUGGUCCUUUAAUAGCUCAUCGACCGGGAAGCGCAUGGAUAUCACCAAGGGCAUCUCCUCCAGUUAUUCCCAUAGCAUCGUGAGCUUCAUGCCGCACACCAACGACGACUACGGAACGCUCUUGUGUUGGGGCACAAACGCGGUCGGCAUCCAGAGAGAGCCCUGCGUCUUCACCAUUGUCCCUGCGGGUCCUCCGGAUUCUGUAAUCAACUGCUCCCAAAUAAACGCCACAGAAGACGGAAUGUCAAUUGAGUGCACUGAAGGUCACUGGGACGGCGGCAUGUCACCACCUAUCUUCGUCGCGGAAGUUUAUGAACUGGAAUCAGGAACCCUUUACGCCAAUCUGAGUUCACCCUCAGGGAUUCCGGCUUUCGUCAUACGCAACCUUCCAGGUGGAACCACGUUCCGCGUACACGUGUACGCGACCAACCCGAAGGGUCGCAGCGCGCCCCAUGUGGUGAUGACACACACUCUGAGGCCUGCUGAGAAGUUUACUGCAGGUGUGCAAGGGAUGAUCAUCAUCAGGCCAGUCCUCGGAGUUCUCAUUGGUGUGGUCAUAGCACUCGUCAUCGCUGCUGUCGUAGUAGCCAUCUUCCUGCGUUGCAAAAAAGUGAAACGAGGCAAAAGUCCCGAGAAGGAGCACUUGGAAGACAAAUCUUUAACUUUGCUCAAGAAAGACCCUGACGAGUCUGUUGACAUGGAGGAGAAAGGGCCUGACAUUAUACCUGCCACUACGAUAUUUUCAGGUUACGACGUCGCAACAGAGAAAGUAAUGUCAUUAACUGCUGGGACGGACACGUACACAGUGGCAGCUCCAUUAAAAGAAAGUUUAGAGAGCUUGGGAAGCCAUAGGACGUCUUCGCCAAAGAGGGAUCCCAGUGAAGUAACGUAUGCAGAACUGACAUUCCCGAAGGGUGUGACACUUGUGCCCACGUCAGGCACUGGGACUCUGAGGAGGACUGCACCGUGUCAGAGUUCUCAAAUGCAGGAUUCUCCCACCGAAUAUGCACGAAUAGAUUUCCACAGGACCCUACGGCCGGUGCCAGGUAACCUGGGCCUUACGGGGGAGGAACUCGAGGAUGAAGGCGGUGCCACGUGCGAGACACCCUUAAUGUCAAAUAGGAGAGAAAGCACAGUAUAGCUCAACGAGUAUGGUGCAGCUGGACCUGCAUCAUAAGCUCUACAUCCCCAUACGUAGCCAAAGCGGCGCGGAAGUGCCCUUGAAAGGGGGGUCGGUGGAGCCACUGAAAGUCUGCUCAACUCAUAUCAGCUCACAGCUCGCGGCUCCGGGACAGCUCCAACACUUUCCCCCGAAAGAAGACUGACAUCUGCACCCAGCCUAUGUGCCACGUUCACUUUUGAGCCACUGGGCUCCUAAGAAGCCAAACACGAUUGCUUUGUUCGUUGGAAGGUGGUGCUAAAGAAACAUGGUGACUAUAGUGUGACUAAUCGAUACGUUAUUGUGCCCCUAAACUGCCAGUAGGGGUGCCUUCGGACGAUGAUUAUAAGACAUGAACUGUUGAACAACAUAAUAGUUUAUGAUUUUUCAAACUGUACAUACUUACACAUACAUAUAUAUAUAUAUAUACAUACAUAUAAGUGAGUAUGAAAGAGUUGCAUACUAGGUAAUAUAUUUCUACAUGCUCCGUGCAUGCGAUGAGUUACAGGUGACGACUCUUCACAGAAAGUGAUCAGCAGGUAGUGAUGCAGCUAUGUACCAUAAUUUUUGGCAGAUAGCUUCAGGAUCUGAUUUGCUUUGUUUGAACGAUCCCGCGGUACAUAAAUAACAAUGAAACUGACGCUAUAAGAAGGGAAAACUCAAGAAAUCUAUAAGAAGGCACGGGUAUAACGGUAGACUUCGAAUCCCGUCCUUAGGCCAUACCCAGGAAGUUGCAAUGAGGUAGGAUGUCGCGUACCCAGUUUUAUUUCCUUUCAUGAACGGCUUUAAGGUCAUUACAAGCCCACGAGGAAUGUCAUUAUCGUCAAGUAAGAUAAACUACGGAGCAAGCCUAAAUGUCGUGUCAAUAUAGGGCAGUCCGCGUUGAGCACACUGUCUUGGUAGUCUUCGUAGAACUGCGUAAACGUUCGAGCAAACCGAACUUGUGUACCAUUCCACACAUUAAGAGAACAAUAGCACGACUCCGGAGCUACUUAAAAAAAUUAAUAGUACUUCCCCCAGAAACGUUUACAUAAAUCACAUGCCAUUUAUCAAGAGGAAGAUUAAGGCUGCGACGUUGGUAACGAGCCACGUGGCAAAUCAUUUCAUUGAUAGGAACAGGAUUCCGUCAUAACGUCACCAAUGAUGCAUUCCAGUGUGAUGAAAAGCACUAGCGUAUUUUAUUACAUAAUUUGACAGCGUUGUUUCAAGCUGUUUUUCUUUUUCUUUCUUUGUCUUUCUUUCUUUUUCUUUUUUUUUUCUCGUUUUCUUAGCUGGAUGUGUCCAUAUAUGUUUCGAUGAUGCUGUGUACAACGCUGGUUUAGUGGUAGCUAAACGACAUAUCACGUUCACACAAAUACGGGGGGUCACGACAUUCUGUGGAUAAACAAGGGAUGACGUGCGAAGUUGUUUGAGUGCAUGCACGGAGUUGGAGUUUGCCACUGUUGACCGUCUUGUCAGCCAAGUACAUGCGUCAUUGGCAAGUGGUGGUAGCUUGAAGUGACCUAAAUGCCGAACAGCGUCUGAUUUCUCGUUUCGUGUCCGUGCAUUUUGUUUCUGACAUGUAAAUGGUGAUGUCGAAGCACCUUGCUUUCACACUUCAUACCUAUAAUUAUUUUGAUAAAUGUACACCUUUCUACGACAUAGUCUCGAGAUCUUGUAACAGCUUUCGACAGUGUGAUACCACUCUGAAGUGCCUCUUCACAUCAAGCCGCAACAAAACAUAAAGAACGUGGGAAUAGUGUACAGCUUGCCCGUGAAACACUAGUCAUUGCCUUUCGUGAUACGUUCACGUGUUCGUGUCUUAGUCCCGUUUUGUGUUUGAAAGUUCCAGGUAACGAGUGUGGUCUGUGCCUACUGGUGUCGCACAGAGGCGUUUUCUUUGGAUACAUAUUGCUGAUGAAUGCGUUAAAUUUAUGAGUCAUGCAUAGAUGGCAAAAUUAUUAGAAGACACUCUCCCGAGAAUAAAA
Molecule: messenger RNA, 4785 nt
Organism: Ornithodoros turicata
Lineage: Eukaryota; Metazoa; Arthropoda; Arachnida; Ixodida; Argasidae
Product: neural cell adhesion molecule 1-like
Exons: 14
Coding region: 167-2800 (877 amino acids)
Molecular function (GO): protein binding
Source: RefSeq, a predicted model, not a curated record